AUGGAUGAGAAAGCAUUCAGCCCAUCUUCUUCUCAGUUAGAAUCCAUGGAACUGAAGAGAAAGAUGAAGGAAGAAGAAGGAGGGCCAAUUGUAGAAGUGUCUACACUUCCAAAACCUCAAAAUUCAAGUGUUUUCAUUACCAUGACUUCUUCUUCUCCAAAGAUUGAAGAUGAGGAAAACAUAGAUUAUCAGAAUAGAGCGCAGUGGCUUCGUGCCGCAGUUCUCGGCGCAAACGACGGCUUGAUCACCACCGCUUCGCUUAUGAUGGGCGUUGGCGCGAUGAAAAAAGACUCAAAAACGAUGGUCAUGUCGGGACUGGCGGCGCUGGUGGCGGGCGCAUGUAGCAUGGCGAUAGGCGAAUUUAUUUCCGUACAAACUCAACGGGACGUCGAAUUGGCCAACCUAAAGAGAGAAAAGCAGGCCAAAAAAUCACUGAACGAAAUGGGACAAUCGGGCUUUAGAGGCUCGCCCUUUUCGGAAAAAGAGGGGCUUCCAAGCCCAAUUCAAGCUGCUUGUGCAUCAGCCCUUGCUUUUUCUGUGGGAGCACUGUUGCCCUUGAUUUCUACUGCUUUUAUCACUGACUAUAUUAUUAGGGUUAGCGUUCUGGCUGGUGUUUCGAGCUUGGCGCUCUUUAUGUUUGGCGCCAUUGGAGCUUACUUUGGGCGCUCUUCUAUUGUGAAGGGGAGUGUGAGAGUGCUGAUUGGAGGAUGGUUUGGCAUGUUAGUCACUUAUGGUUUGCUCAGGCUCUUUAGUGCUACUGCAGGAGUUUAA
This is a messenger RNA of Cryptomeria japonica (Japanese cedar), 771 nucleotides long. Its product is annotated as vacuolar iron transporter homolog 1-like. The transcript has 2 exons. Gene Ontology annotation, cellular component: membrane. The coding region runs from base 1 to 771 and encodes 256 amino acids. The record is from RefSeq and is a predicted model, not a curated record. Gene Ontology annotation, molecular function: iron ion transmembrane transporter activity; manganese ion transmembrane transporter activity. Lineage: Eukaryota; Viridiplantae; Streptophyta; Pinopsida; Cupressales; Cupressaceae. Gene Ontology annotation, biological process: intracellular manganese ion homeostasis.